UCACAUAUCUAGGUGACGCUACACAUCUCCCUGCUUUCUCUUCACGUAUAUCUGGCAAGCACCUUCAGCGGUGACCCUGGGGUUACUGGUCUGAGGCGAUCGUCUUUACUGCGGGAACAGAUGCGGGGUUCGUUUGACUCCAUACAGGCCUACUUCAACGGCAAGAUCAUCCGAAAGAGCGAGUUGCAACCCAACAAGCCCCACAUGUUUGGGUUCCAUCCGCACGGUGUGACGGCAACGUCUGUGUCAUGGGUGUCGCACACAAGUGAUUGGAAGGAGCUCUUUCCAGGCAUCACCGUCAAUCCCGCCACGGCGUCGGUUCUGCAUGUGCUGCCGCUUCUCCGAGACUUUCUCCAAGUGAUGGGAUUCCGGGACGUCACGCGGACGUCUCUCUGCAACGCACUCGAUAUGGAUGAGAGCAUUCUGCUUGUACCAGGAGGGCAGGCUGAGAUGGUGUACUCGACGUCCAGGCGGAAAGAAUUGACCAUCUACACAAAACACAAGGGCUUUAUACGACUUGCGGUGACUAAGGGGGUGCCGCUUGUGCCUGUGCUCAGGUAGG
Molecule: messenger RNA, 562 nt
Organism: Sphaeroforma arctica JP610
Lineage: Eukaryota; Ichthyosporea; Ichthyophonida
Exons: 4
Coding region: 121-561 (146 amino acids)
Biological process (GO): lipid metabolic process
Source: RefSeq, a predicted model, not a curated record